Symbiodinium sp. CCMP2456 is the source of this 735-nucleotide messenger RNA. Lineage: Eukaryota; Dinophyceae; Suessiales; Symbiodiniaceae. The record is from the annotation of a GenBank genome assembly.
AUGCCCGAUUCGCUGUUGUCCAAGCUUACUUUCCGCGUCCAUUCGGGUCAGUUGUUUGAGCGCUGCUUUGCUCCGACGGAGUUUCUCGAGUUCACAGACCCGACGGAUACUCUGACCGUGUUCAUACACGAGGACCUGACGAAGGCUAACCCCUUCGCGGGGAUGCAGCUCGUAGAGCUUGGGUUUGACUUGGAGGGUGACCGAUGCGGGCCCAACCGGGUGGCAGAGGGAUACCUCAUUGACAUGUGGGAACGAGCCUGGGGAUUGCUCCAGAAAGUAUAUGCACCACUUGGUGGAGAACGAGUCCCUGGUGGAUCGAUUUUGAAUGAUGAGGUGGCGACGGAAGCGUAUUAUCAGGCAAACCGUGCGUUUCUGCACAACGAGUUCCUGCAGGUGAAGUCACUGGGCGAGAUUCAGCUUCAGGAAUUCUUUGAGAUUGCGAACUACAGUCGCGACCAGAUCGGUCCGAAGCUCGCUGUUGCCUUUCCAAUUACGCCGUGGGGACUGGAAGCCGUCAAGCGGCUGAUGCGCCUGAUGCGCAAAGCCACUUGCUUGGCUGUUCCGCCCCUGGCGGCUCGGCAUGUUUGCCGCGUCAAGCGUCCUGUUGACCGCAUCCGUGCGAGCCGUAGUGCGCAGAAUCACGCCGCGGCUCGAGCGGGCUGGUCUCGUCGCUGGUGGGGCAUGCUGAGCGUGGCCGUGCAGCAGGCGGUUGCGACCGCGGGCCGGAGGACGUAG